This is a messenger RNA of Scleropages formosus (Asian bonytongue), 2837 nucleotides long. It is a transcript of the gene gpatch2, whose product is annotated as G patch domain containing 2. Gene Ontology annotation, molecular function: nucleic acid binding. The record is from RefSeq and is a predicted model, not a curated record. The coding region runs from base 114 to 1604 and encodes 496 amino acids. NCBI's taxonomy places the organism in Eukaryota, Metazoa, Chordata, Actinopteri, Osteoglossiformes, Osteoglossidae. The transcript has 10 exons.
GUUCAGCAGCGCGCUUCCUGUGUGUCUUUGAGCCGAAAUGGUGGAUCCCUGACGCGUUUCCCCUCACUCCUUUCACAUUGGCAGUAAUUAAGUUAGUCUUCGGGGAGGUUUUAAUGUUCCCUGCGGCCAAGGCGAGAAGCUUCGUUAGAGCGAGAACCAGCUGGCACUUCCGCCGGACGAUGGACGAGCUGGUCCACGACCUGGUGUCAGCACUGGAGGAGAGCUCUGAGCAGGCGCGGGGUGGCUGUGGGGAUGGUGGAGACCACCCCCUGGCAGUGGGCUGCCUGCUGAAGCGACAGGCUCGCAAGCGGAGGGGCCGGAAACGACGCUCAGACAACGCUCACCCACCCUGGGAGUCCUGCCAUCUUCUUAGUGAGGGCUCCGAGUCCAGCCUGGAGGACCAUCGGGACCAUCGAGACCAUCACCACCGCACCGCCAGUCAUGCCAGAGACAACAGCGACUCUGAUGAUCAGUUGCUAGCAGCAAAGCGUCGGCUGGCCCUGGACUCUGGACACAGCAAGAGGCACCUGUGGCAAGAGGACCUCCCGGGGGCCGAGGGGCCGGGCGGUCGUAGCCUGCGUCGGAGGAGGAAAGUGAAACGCAUGGCAGUUGACCCCCCAUUAGAGGUGGCGGGCACAUCAACACCAGGCUUGCCCAGGCUUCAUUCUGGCUCAAGGGAAUUGACGCUAAACUCUGAGGGGAAGGGCAGGGUGAAGAAGAGGAAGUUGGCAGCCAGUAGACAGGGCCUGGAUGCGACCGAUGAAGGAGUAGUGGUGGAAAGUGAGGAAGCGAGUCAAGCAAGUAAAGACAAAAUGGACUUUGAGGAGCACAAAGGAUCGGACGAGGAGAUGAGUGACAGUGAAACUAGCAGCGUAAGCAACAGCAGUGAUGGCGGCUUAUACACCAACGAUGAAGGGAGACAAGGUGAUGAUGAGCAGAGUGACUGGUUCUAUGAGGGAGAGACAGGAGGGGCUUGUGGGAUAGCUGGAGUCAUUCCCUGGUGGGAAAAAGACUCCUCUGACCUUGAGAAGGAACUGAGUGACCCAGUGUUCAACAGCAUCCUUUCUGGUUCCUUUCCCCUCAUGUCAGAGAAAGCCCAGAGAGCUUUUCAGGCCAGGCUGUCUCGUCUGCACGAAGGUGCUACAUCUCAAGCAACACAGUCUGUGGGACAGGGGUGCUCUGCUGGGCCAGGCUGUAGUGAGAGGCUGGUGAGGUUCUCCCAGGACCCUCAUCACCACGACCCUUGGUUCGCUCCAGCAGCAAGGAGGGAGCACGGGCAGCUGCUAUGGGACACGCGGACCGACAGGGGCCAUCGCAGGAGCUGUUCGUUAAAAACCGCCAGCAGACAGACGAGUGUUCACCUGGGUUCUCUCUGCACGGGUGAUGUGAAGAGGAGACGCAAGGCAGCACCUGGUGGGACACCUGCCACCCCAGGGUUCGUGGGUGAGAACGCGCUGCCCAUUCCAGAGAACAACAUGGGGAACCGCAUGCUGCAGAGCAUGGGCUGGACUCCAGGAACGGGCCUUGGGCCUGACGGCAAGGGCAUCACGGAGCCCAUCCGGGCCCUGCAGAGACCCAAGGGAAUGGGCUUGGGCUUCAGCUAAACGUCACGGCCAAGAGAGAAGAGCCCCGGGCCUGACGCUGCGCUUGGAGCUCUUCUCUGUCUUGCUCUAAGAACCUUGCCUUGACCUGAGGACAUCUGCCUUCACCCACAACAUGAGACGAAAUGGGACAUUGUCCUGGAAGAGAAAAUAACUUUCACUUUUCACAAAUGGACAAGGUUUUCAACCCUGUAAUAAAUAGAAGCAGUUUUUUUUGUUGAUUCUUUACACAAGUCAGGUCGAUUUCAAGUUUUGUCAUGGAGUGUUGUUUUUUACAGUUUCAUUUCUUUCUGUAAUUUAUUAGUAUUGCUUGUUUAUCCAACGUCUUUCUUAGCCGAAUUGUGGAAGCAAAAUUAUUGGGGAUCGUCACUACGAUUUUAAAUAUAUAAAUACUGCAGAAGUAAACCUCUGAGGUAAUGACUGAGGAGCUGUUGCAUUACUUUUAAUUGCUUUUAUUGUAUUUCUGUAAUUUUGUUCCACACAUAUUUGAAAAUGUUCUGUAUGCGAAAUGUUCACAUUCCAGACUGAAUUGACAGUGAUGUUAUACCCUAACUCCAGUCCGGGAUCAUGUAACUUCUGAGACUCUCAUGUGUCUACCCGAAUCGCCACUGAGACACAUUGCAUGCGCAGAACGACAGUCGGUCACUUUGAGAGCCUAGUGCUCACAUUUAGUCUGUGGUUUGAAUGUCUACAAGGCUGUUGUGUGAAGUGGAGAAGGUGGUAGGUCUCUGUCUGGGAAGGGCAAUGAGCCUGGGCUCUGUAGGUUACAGCCAUAGGCAUUGCGUUUGUAUGUGUGUGUGAGAGAGAGAGAGAGAGAGAGAGAGAGAGAUACCAGCCUCGUGCUAUGGCUAGCUCUUGCAGUGGUGAUUCCGUCAAGUCGCAGGGCAGGAGAAUGGCAACACUUAAGGCUGUCCAGGGUGUAGCAAACUCUAGUUAUUUGGGAAACAAAGUUUAAAACAGGAGCUGGUAAAAUACAUUUCAGGAAAAAAUGUGUUCCAGCUUCAGGAUGUUUCUAUUGGCAGUCAGUGCUUUAGUCAUGCCAAAUUGUGUUUUUAUGAUCUGUAAACUGGAACGGACCUUUUUUUUUUUCCUUUCCCCAAAAAGGCUGAACAAGUUUACUACCAGUUCGGAUGAAUCUUUUUGCUUUUAUGAGUCAUAUCUUGUCUAUGACAGUACAUGGAAUAACAUGAUUGUGACUUGUUUUUGAUUCCAGUGAGCACUUUAAAUUGGGUUCAU